AUGCUGGACAAGCAGCUGUACUUCAGCCUGACCCGGCGACGGCGGUUCAAGCGACUCGAUCUCUACAGCAAGCGACAGCGCACUGUCCACGAGAUGUGCAAGCGAGUCAUCGACCAGGCACCAAGGGAGACCGAAGUGGUGAUUGCCUUUGGGAAUGCAUCCUGGAAACAGGGGAAGGAAUACGCAUCCAGUCCCAGGAGACUCAGGUUCGCCAAGUACUUUGAGCAAUUCCACCACCACCAGAGACGCCCACCAGACCGAUCCGUCUCCAAGAUCCAUGUGUGCUCGGUGAACGAGUUCAACACGUCCCAGCUGUGCAAGCUGCCAUACGCUGUGGGAUCGAGACAUCAAUGCCUCAAGGAAUAUGAUCUCGAGAUUGCCAACGAAGACAGGAGUGCAAUGCCACGGCCUACCCGCUGGGCCUACAAGUCAGUCAGCGGGCUUCAGACAUCUGAAGCCAGGAAGGAACUGCCCCGUUUCUUUCUGGAUAGACUGUAA
This is a messenger RNA of Polychytrium aggregatum, 498 nucleotides long. RefSeq lists its product as uncharacterized. The record is from RefSeq and is a predicted model, not a curated record. Bases 1 to 498 code for a protein of 165 amino acids. The transcript is spliced from 3 exons. NCBI's taxonomy places the organism in Eukaryota, Fungi, Chytridiomycota, Chytridiomycetes, Polychytriales.